AUGUCUUUUUUAUUCAUAUUCUUUACUUGCAGGCCAGUCACAUUUUCCCGGACAUCUUUGCCACUGUGGAUGAUUGUCCUCAUUGUGUUUGGAGUGGUGGCAAUCCUAGGAACCACUAUUGGUCUUCUAGUUCAUUUUCUGGCAGUAGAAAACAAGACCUACUAUUACCAAGGUAGCUUUAAAGUGCUGAAUAUCCCAAAUAAUAGAAAUUAUGGAAAGGAGACAUCACCAGAAAAUAACUAUCUUAGCAAAAUUCUUGAGACGAAGAUGUCUGAUGCAUUUCAGAGUUCUAGCAUUUACAGACAAUACAUCAAUUCUCAAGUCAUCACACUGGUUCCUGCUGACGACAGUGUGACAGCACAUAUAUGGCUGGUAUUCAAGUCGCCCAAAUCAGUGAAGGAAAACACAAGAAGAGCAAUUGAAAGCAUCUUACGUCAAAUGCUGAGGAACCACUCAGGAUCCUUGACUACAGAUCCUGAUUCGCUUACACUUGAGGAAAUCAGUAAGGUCAAAGCUGAAAAGAUAAUCAACAACCGCUGUGGGAGACGACCAAGGAUGUCAGCUACCUAUGAUAGAAUCAAGGGUGGAUCCACUGCUCAGGAAGGAGAGUGGCCCUGGCAAGCAAGUCUCAAAAAGAACGGCAAGCACUACUGUGGGGCCUCUUUGAUCAGUGACAGAUAUCUGGUGACUGCAGCUCACUGCUUUAAAAAUUCACGAGAUCCAAGGAACUAUACUGUCACCUUUGGCACCAGAGUAAAUGUCCCCUAUAUGCAACACUAUGUUCAGCAAAUUUUUAUUCAUGAAAACUACAUCAGGAGUGAACUUCAUGAUGAUAUUGCAGUUAUAUUGCUUACUGAAAAAGUUUUAUAUAAGAACGAUGUCCAUUCAGUUUGUCUUCCUGAAACCACACAGAUUUUUCCACCAGGUGAAGGAGUUGUUGUCACAGGAUGGGGAGCACUCUCACAUGAUGGUGCAUACCCAGUAUUACUUCAGAAAGCACCUGUGAAGAUUAUUGAUACAAACACUUGUAAUGCUCGGGAAGGAUAUAAUGGGAUGGUACAAGACACAAUGCUAUGUGCUGGGUACAUAGAAGGAAAUAUUGAUGCAUGCCAGGGUGACUCUGGAGGACCAUUAGUUCAUCCCAACUCUCGAAAUAUUUGGUACCUUGUUGGAAUAGUGAGCUGGGGAGCAGAAUGUGGUACAAUCAAUAAACCAGGAGUCUAUACACGAGUGACUGCCUACCGCAACUGGAUUGCCUCAAAGACUGGUAUCUAA
Molecule: messenger RNA, 1275 nt
Organism: Rangifer tarandus platyrhynchus (Svalbard reindeer)
Lineage: Eukaryota; Metazoa; Chordata; Mammalia; Artiodactyla; Cervidae
Source: the annotation of a GenBank genome assembly